AUGGGGACCUGGAUUUUGUUUGCCUGCCUCUUGGGAGCAGCUUUCGCCAUGCCCCUACCACCUCAUCCCGGGCACCCUGCUUAUAUCAACUUCAGCUAUGAGAACUCACAUUCUCAGGCUAUCAGUAUUUACGGGACUGAAUUAGUGCUUACCCCUUUGAAGUGGUACCAGAGCAUGAUAAGGCCACCGUACCCUUCCUAUGGUUACGAGCCCAUGGGUGGAUGGCUGCACCACCAAAUCAUCCCCGUGCUGUCCCAGCAGCACCCCCAGACUCACACCCUGCAGCCUCAUCACCACAUCCCAGUGGUACAAGCUCAGCAGCCCGUGGUCCCCCAGCAACCAAUGAUGCCCGUUCCUGGCCAACACUCCAUGACUCCAACCCAUCACCACCAGCCAAACCUCCCUCCGCCCGCCCAGCAGCCCUUCCAGCCCCAGCCCGUUCAGCCGCAGCCUCACCAGCCCAUGCAGCCCAUGCAGCCCAUGCAGCCCAUGCAGCCUAUCCAGCCCAUCCAGCCCAUCCAGCCCCAGCCACCUCUGCACCCCAUGCAGCCCCUGCCGCCACAGCCACAUCUGCCUCCGCUGUUCCCCAUGCAGCCCCUGCCGCCCAUGCUUCCCGACCUGCCUCUGGAAGCUUGGCCAGCAACUGACAAGACCAAGCGGGAGGAAGUGGUGAGUAUGCCUUGA
Molecule: messenger RNA, 684 nt
Organism: Lemur catta (Ring-tailed lemur)
Lineage: Eukaryota; Metazoa; Chordata; Mammalia; Primates; Lemuridae
Gene: AMELX
Product: amelogenin X-linked
Exons: 5
Coding region: 1-684 (227 amino acids)
Biological process (GO): multicellular organism development
Source: RefSeq, a predicted model, not a curated record